GUAUUUUGCUCAUAUUUCAUUACAAUGAAUGGGUAUAUUAAAAAAACUUUGAUUUUCUAUUGCGAAUUGAAAUAUGCAAAACUACUAAAAAUUUUACUGAUAUUAAAGCGUAUGAAAAGUAUAGAUUUGUGGGAAAUUUAGCACUAUCUUACAAUGCUAUCUUCAAAAUUGUUUUAAUGAUAUGGGAAGGGAAUAUUCAAUGACGUGAACGUAUUAUACCACAAGGGAAUGAAAUAUAUUUGAAAAAAUAUUUAAGGUUCAUUGAUGGAUUUUCGGCACAUUAUAGACUGAGGACGUUGUACGCAAGCGUCAUACAAAUAUAUUUUACUUAAUUUUUGAGCAUGUGCGGGACGCACGAAUUAGUAGCUUAGUAAAUUUUAUGUAAUUUUUAGUAUUUUUAGGUUAAUUUAUUUUAUCAUUUUCACAAUGCAUUUGAGUAGAAAAAGCAAUUUUUUAUUCCAUAGUAAACUAAGGCUUAGAAAAAAUAACCCAUCUAGAAAAUAUAUACAUACUUUUGAAACGAUUCCAGGUCCCCGAUCACUGCCGGCUAUUGGAACACUUUAUCAGUAUUUUCCUCUAAUUGGAAAGUAUCGAUUCGAUGAAUUACACCAUAAUGGUUUUAAAAAAUAUAAAGCCUUUGGACCUCUAGUUAGAGAAGAAAUGGUACCCGGAGUUAAUAUCGUGCUAUUAUUCGAUCCAAAAGAUAUAGAAACUUUGUUUAGGAACGAAGGAAAACAUCCAAAACGAAGAAGUCAUUUAGCAUUAGAAAAAUUUCGUUUAGAUAGACCGAAUGUGUAUAAUUCUGGAGGUUUAUUACCAACGAAUGGUCCAGAGUGGUUUCGCAUUCGUAGUGUAUUCCAAAGAGGGUUGAGUAGCAUGCAAUCCGUUAAACGAUUUUUGAAUGGUUCUGAUAAUAUUAUACAAGAAUGGUUAAUAAUGUUGGAAUCCAUGAGAAAAUAUCCAAAUUUAGACUUUUUACCUGAAUUAUCAAGGCUAUUUUUAGAAUUAACGGGUCAGAAUACACUAGAUAUAAGAUUCAAUAGUUUUUCUGUACAAGAAAGACGAAAAGAUUCAAGAUCAUCUGAACUAAUUCGAGCUGCUUAUGUAACUAAUUCUUGUAUUUUAAAAACUGACAUGAUACCAGCUUUAUGGCAAAAAUUUGAUACUCCUUUAUAUAAAAAACUAAAACAUACGCAGGAAUUUAUGGAACAGGUAGCUAUAGAUUUAAUUUCUCUCAAGAUGUCUUUGUUUAGGGAUCAAGAUAAAAAUAAUCCAUCUUUAUUGGACUCUUAUUUAUUAUCCCCCGAAGUGGAUUUCAAGGAUAUCAUUGGUGUUGUCUGUGAUUUUCUAUUGGCAGGAAUUGAUACUUCAACAUAUACUACAGGUUUUCUUCUUCAUCAUAUUGGGACUCAUCCUAGAGUUCAAGAUAAUAUUUAUGAAGAAGCUCGUCGAUUAUUACCAAGUCAAUCUACACAGGUGACAUCAGAAAUGCUUACCGAAGCAGUGUAUACUAAAGCAGUACUCAAAGAAUCUCUCAGAUUGAGACCGAUAUCUGUUGGAAUAGGUCGAAUUUUACCAAAAGACACCGAAUUCUCUGGUUAUUGUGUACCGGCCGGUACGACAAUGGUGACACAAAAUCAAAUAUCCUGUAAGUUGGAAAAAUAUUUUCCUCAACCCGAAACGUUUCUACCGGAAAGGUGGAUCAAAAGUAAUCCUUUAUAUAAACAACCGCAUCCAUUUUUGCUCCUUCCUUUUGGACAUGGACCGAGAGCUUGUAUUGCUAGAAGAUUGGCAGAACAAAAUAUGAUUAUCUUAUUGCUAAAACUUAUUAGAAGUUUCCGUAUUAUAUGGGAGGGGGGUAAAUUAGAUUCGAAAUCUACUGUUAUCAACAAACCAGAUGGACCAAUAUUGAUAAAAUUAAUUAAAAGAGAAUCUUGAUAAGUGACCUUAUACUUUAUAGGAAUAUUUUUAUACAAUUUUUUUAUUAUUAAGUUAAUUAUAUUGUAAAAUUUAUUCAGGUAUCGAAAUGUUAUCAAUAAUGAUAUUUUAGUAGUUAAUUAAAAUCCUAAAGCAUAUUUUUUAUCUCAAAAUUUCUAAUAUAAAAAAAUUUCAAUGAGACAUUGUAGUAUAGCGUUCAAUUUAUAGUAGUACCUAUUUUAGUGUAUGUUUUAACAUACUGAACAUACUGGGAUUUUAAUUAAUUUAUUUCAGGACUUUAGGAUCACACAAAUCAAAUUUUACAACUUUUUAUAUAAAUUUCUGUUUUUGUGGAUUCUUCUGU
Messenger RNA from Diorhabda sublineata, 2281 nucleotides. RefSeq names its product cytochrome P450 302a1, mitochondrial-like. Bases 427 to 1938 code for a protein of 503 amino acids. The transcript has 8 exons. Gene Ontology annotation, molecular function: oxidoreductase activity, acting on paired donors, with incorporation or reduction of molecular oxygen; heme binding; monooxygenase activity. The record is from RefSeq and is a predicted model, not a curated record. Lineage: Eukaryota; Metazoa; Arthropoda; Insecta; Coleoptera; Chrysomelidae.